Molecule: messenger RNA, 309 nt
Organism: Ilex paraguariensis (yerba mate)
Lineage: Eukaryota; Viridiplantae; Streptophyta; Magnoliopsida; Aquifoliales; Aquifoliaceae
Source: the annotation of a GenBank genome assembly
AUGGCCAGCAAUCAAAACAGCAACAACAGGCAUGAAGCACACAGGCCCAAGCACAACACAGCAGGACAAAAAUCAGCACAACACACCAACAACAAGCAUCAAGCCGACAGGGCCCAACUCAUAAAGCAAAACAAAAACAGUGAUCCUUCACAAGUUAGGAAGUCGAUCCAUAGCAAGCCAUUUGCAGAAGAGCAACAGGCCCAAGCACAACACAGCAGCAACAAGCUUCGAGCAGACAGACCCAAGCACAUAAAUCAAAACCAAAAACACAAAAUAGAGAUCCUUCUCAAGUUAGGAAUUCUGAGAGAU